Lethenteron reissneri (Far Eastern brook lamprey) is the source of this 1197-nucleotide messenger RNA. Its product is annotated as calmodulin-alpha-like. Gene Ontology annotation, molecular function: calcium ion binding. Lineage: Eukaryota; Metazoa; Chordata; Hyperoartia; Petromyzontiformes; Petromyzontidae. Gene Ontology annotation, cellular component: myosin II complex. The record is from RefSeq and is a predicted model, not a curated record.
GGGCGGGGGGAGACAGCGCAGAGUGAGAGGGGGAGAGAGAAGCGAGUUCCCUUAAAGAUCGCGUCCCCGCGUCUCCGGCCCGUGAACUCUUCCGUGCCGCAGCAGCCCCCCUCGCGAAGACGACAUGGCCGACCAGCUGACGGAAGAACAAAUUGCCGAGUUCAAGGAGGCGUUCUCGCUCUUUGACAAGGACGGCGACGGCACCAUCACCACCAAGGAGCUGGGCACCGUCAUGAGGUCACUGGGCCAGAACCCCACGGAGGCCGAGCUGCAGGACAUGAUCAACGAGGUGGACGCCGACGGCAACGGAACGAUCGACUUCCCAGAGUUCCUCACCAUGAUGGCGCGCAAGAUGAAGGACACGGACAGCGAGGAGGAGAUCCGAGAGGCGUUCCGCGUCUUCGACAAGGACGGGAACGGCUACAUCAGCGCGGCGGAGCUGCGUCACGUGAUGACCAACCUCGGGGAGAAGCUGACCGACGAGGAGGUGGACGAGAUGAUCCGAGAGGCCGACAUUGACGGGGAUGGCCAGGUCAACUACGAGGAGUUCAUCACGAUGAUGAUGACCAAGUGAGCAGCGUCGAGUCCAACCGCACAGCGUCAACCACACCGCAACAGCCAUCACCCGCACCUCGCUAUCCAGCGUACCACCUACCGCACCAUCGACCACGACCACAUACCACACACACAUACCACACACACACACAUACCACACACACAUACCACACACACAUACCACAUCGCCUACCCGACACGCACCGCACCAAUGCGCACGUCUGUUUAUCUCGUGCAAAGCUACACACUUCAUAACACACGCCUAAUAAUAAAUACAUCCAUGCACACACAUUGACAACAGCGGUUACGCACGCACACGCACGCGCGCGCGAAUGUUACUGAGCAAUAACAACCCUGAUCCUAGGGGUGCCCGGUGUGGCACAGGGUUGUGUGGAGAGUGGGGUGGGUGGGGGGGUGGGAGGGUGCUGAGGUGCACAAUGGCCGUGUCAGAGAUGCAGCGCCGACGCCGCUGGGAACCUGAGUUCGGAUCCGCGGGUUUCCGUCGUGCGGUCCCUUCGCCGACCGCGCGCACACAAACAAACAAACAACAACAACAGUGACAAUAUUAAUUCGUGGGUCUCGCCGAAAUGUGGCUAAAUUCCAGCUCUCCGAAACGAAAAUAAAAUAUCGGUUUGAUUUUGC